Zasmidium cellare ATCC 36951 is the source of this 741-nucleotide messenger RNA. RefSeq lists its product as uncharacterized. The coding region runs from base 1 to 741 and encodes 246 amino acids. The transcript has a single exon. Lineage: Eukaryota; Fungi; Ascomycota; Dothideomycetes; Mycosphaerellales; Mycosphaerellaceae. The record is from RefSeq and is a predicted model, not a curated record.
AUGGCCGGCCCACACAUUCCUGGCACCGCCAAAUUUCAGACAAAUCCACUCCUACCUACCCGGCGCUUGAAGCCGCAGAAGAAGAAGACGAGGCCGAGACUCACCAACUUCGCUCCAUCGGCUGCGGACAGCGUCGAUUCAGGAGCAAGUCCUGAGGUGGAGGCUUUGAGAGUCAUUUCAGUCAACCGACAGCCCAAAGGCAAGGGAAAGGAGGCUGCCAAGCCUGAAGUGAAGCCUGCAGCGAGCACAUCUACGAUACCCGCCAAGUAUCACACUCAGACGCCAAAGGCGAUCGCUCUGAAGCCUGCACCGACCCGCCAAGCCGACGUCAUCGACCUCACGGCCGACUCUCCAAAGCUUGCGCCUAUGAAGCCUGCAGCACCUCAAACCCAAUCCUCGGUCCCUCCCGCCACCCCCUUACCACCCAUCCGCCCACCAGCCCGGAACAGUACAUCGACUGUCACCACCUUCCAGCAACAGACCUGGUCUGUCACUCCAUCCGGCCACAUCAACCUCCCCGAGCCUCGACAGAGUCAUAGCGCAGGCUACCAUCGUCAACACCAGGGACCUCGCUACAAGGUCCUGCCGGCUGGAUUUGGAGGAUUAGAGUUGGCGAGAGGUCACUUCGGACGAUCGCGGCAGAGAGGUAGGGAGAAUGGCGGGCAGAGGGAGGAGAAGGUGAAGAAGGACAUGGUGUACACGUUGAAGAGGCAUGUGGAGGAGUAUUGGCGGUCGGGAUGA